AUGCAAGAUGAUAGAAGCUGCUCGAGUGAUAAAUCUUCUUCAAGGACAAGUUUAUCAGAAAAUAAAACCAUAAAGAAAAGUAUAGUUGAAAGAAGAAUGGAAAAAAUGUUCAAAAAUAAUCCGAUUUUCUUGAGACGAAACAUAAAAACUUCUCGAUUUCGUGGGACUCAAGUUCCUGAAUAUGAAGUUAGGAUGGAAAAAAGAACUGAUAAAUUUAUUUCCAAAAGAAUAACAGGCUUAAAAUGCACCUUAUGCAAUUUACAAUUAAAUUCAUUUGAGGCCUUAGUUUUUCAUUAUUAUUCUUUACACACUUAUUUAUGUUUUUUUGACAUGUCAAUAUCCCCUCAUAUUAUUUAUUUAUUUCUUCCAAACCCAACACCUAAUAGAAAAAAUAUUGUUUUAAUUGACAAAAGGUCAUUAUUGAUAAAAAUCACAGAAAUUGUUAAGAGAUACAACUUAGAAUCUACCACCAUUCCACCUUUAAUCAAGUCUAAAAUAGAGAAAAAUUUUGGAAAACAAAAAGACAAAAAGCCCAAAAAUAAAAAUAUGUCAAAGCGUAUCUAUUUUCACUCUAUCACUGGCGAACCUUUUGAUCCAAAUGAAAUACAAGUCGACUCGGAAGAAGAAAUAAACGAUGAAUGAAUAAGAAAAAGUGAAGAAAAAGAGAUCAACAGCUAUGAAAACAUGAAUAUCGAAGACAAAGAGUUUUUUAAACUUUGAAAUUCACAUAUCCAUGAUAACUAUAAAAUUCCUGCAGAUUUUUUGAUGAAAGAUGCAUGCCUUACUUUCAUAGAAAAAUAUCAACUAGGGAUAGCUAGCUUCAGAACACAGCUUACUUUGCAUAUAAUAACGAUGUGGGAUUACAAUAUCUUAACUGGUGAUGAUAUGCUAUAUAUAAUGCAAAAAUUAUUAUUUGCAAUUGAAAAUCAAUAA
This is a messenger RNA of Blepharisma stoltei, 933 nucleotides long. The record is from the annotation of a GenBank genome assembly. NCBI's taxonomy places the organism in Eukaryota, Ciliophora, Heterotrichea, Heterotrichida, Blepharismidae.